AUGUUUCCAUCAAAUUCUGUAAGUGUUAGUUGUUUCGAUGAAAUAGUUAAAACGAAUUCUGUCACAAUUCCAUCAUAUCUUGGCAGACUUAUUCUACGAACUCAUCAUGAAGAUGAUACUGCCAAUCUUGCAUUAGUGUUUUCAGAUUCAUUCUCAAGAAGGCACCUUUCUUUUCUGCAACCACCCAAUGGAUGGGGAGAUGAAAGAGAACGAAACAACAAUAAACAAUGGACUGAACAAGAUUUUCUUGAUCGAGUUAAAGUACAGACUGAAGCACGGACAAAUGGAAAAAGCUGUGUCUUGAAUAUCGUUUUAUUAGCAACAGCAUCCAAUGAGAAAAAUGAUCGGUGUAUUGGGACAACUGGUUUUGUUAAAAUUGAUGGUAAUACUGGCUACUUGGGAAUCAUAACACAUAGAGAUACAACUCGAAUGGGAUAUGCAACAGAAGCUCUUUAUACUACGAUUGUUUUUGCAUUUGAAAAGCUUGGCAUCAAUAAAAUCGUUAUGUAUACUGAUGAAAAAAAUGAAGAAAUGAGAGGAUGGUGUGAGAAAACCGCUGGAUUAAAAUUAUUUGGUAAAAAUCCCAUGGAAAUCAAUGGUUACGCAUUUACAGAAUGUGAAUAUCAAUUCAAUUUGGACGAAUGGAAUCAUUCAAUUAAGAAAACAUUAGAAUUCAAGAUGAAUAAGAUAAAUACAAAUGAAAAACUUUCCUCAAUUUCAACAGAACAGUGA
This is a messenger RNA of Rotaria socialis, 732 nucleotides long. Lineage: Eukaryota; Metazoa; Rotifera; Eurotatoria; Philodinida; Philodinidae. The record is from the annotation of a GenBank genome assembly.